Messenger RNA from Schistosoma mattheei, 4251 nucleotides. The record is from the annotation of a GenBank genome assembly. NCBI's taxonomy places the organism in Eukaryota, Metazoa, Platyhelminthes, Trematoda, Strigeidida, Schistosomatidae.
GGGAAGACCUUUGUAAGGUCAUUCGCAGCCAAUCGAGUUCGCCGUAUUAGUAGUAUCAUAGGGUAGUGUUGUGUUAAGUUAUCAGAAAGCGGCAUUUAAUCCGGAUUAGUGACUUCCUUAAAAACCAAAAAAAAUAUUGAAUCUAGGAGACGCAGGAACGAAUGUAAUUUAUCUAGUGGUGAACACUUGCGUGUUUUGAUUAAAAGAAGCAUUCUAUCGGGUGAUUGGAUUAGUCAAUGGCUAAUCCUCAUGAGUUGGAGAAAGAUGCAGAUUGGUUCAAAAGACUUGCAGUGUGGGAAGAGUCUCGGAAACAAUACAGAUCUGCUGCAUUUUACUACACUGAAGCUGCUCAAGCACUCUUGAAUUCUUUGGAAGCAGGCUCAAAAACUGAAGGUUUAUUAGAAUUAGCUCAGAAUUACAACAACAAAGUGAAAGAACUCAAAUCAAAAACUGUGGUGGAAGAUGCUUCCAUACCGAACACUCAUGUUUCUAAAAGCAAAGCUGAUUUUGCAAGGGCUCUUUUCUUACUGGAUGACGGUACUACGGAAGAUGAAAAAGGAAACUUCCACAAGGCUUUUGAGCUCUACACAUUGGCUGUAGAGUUAAUGUUAUCCAUAAAACAUGAUGUCCAGGAUCCCUCUUUACUUAAAUCCAUUGAAAAAUUUUCCAAAAGGGGUUUAGAUCGGGCAGAAGAAUUAAAGGCAUAUGUUCAAAGAACACAGCCUCCUUGUUCUGAUUCCCGUUCUUCUUGUAGCACUUUAACGUCAGGAACAUCUAAGAAAUCCCACGGUUUUCAUAAACCCAAUAUGUCUUCGUCUUUGAAAGGAGACCCUGGCGGUUUUACUGUCGAAGAACUGGAGGUAUUGAGGUCCACGUCCGUUAUAAAUGGUCGUGAGUAUUUACCGUUUCUUGACGCCCUUGAUCUACAAGAACGAUUUUCCUUUGCUAAUCCUUUUGUUGAUAAAGAUGGACUUUUAGCACUGUCAAAUAAACAGAAAUCUUUACUUAGCCGUUGGGUACGUCCCUCUGAUUACAUUAAUGGACCAAAAAUGAUUUUGGCAAUAUCAUGCUUUUCUAUAUGCCAAACUGUAGUUACUGAUUGUUCAUUUGUUGCAUCGAUGGCGAUUGCUGCUCAAUAUGAACGACGUUUUAAAAAAAAGCUCAUUACAAAUGUUAUAUAUCCUCAAGGCAUAACUAAUGAAGCUAUUUAUAAUCCAUGUGGAAAAUACAUGGUUCGUUUAAAUUUCAAUGGAGUUCCACGAAAGGUAAUUAUAGAUGACUUUUUGCCAAUGGGAAAGGAUGGAAAGCUGCUAUGUUGUUAUUCAAAUAAUCAAAAUGAAUUAUGGGUAUCUUUAUUAGAAAAAGCUUAUAUGAAAGUGAUGGGCGGAUAUGAUUUCCCAGGAUCAAAUUCGAAUAUUGAUCUGCAUGCAUUGACUGGUUGGAUUCCUGAACGUAUCUCCAUUCGAUCUAGUUCUACAAGUUUUGAUAAAGAUAGAGAAUUUCGUCGUCUUUUAAGUCGAUUUCAUAAAGGUCACUGUCUAGUUACAAUUGCAACUGGACAGUUAUCCGAUGAUGAAAGUGAACGGUCAGGUUUAGUUCCAACUCAUGCUUAUGCUAUGUUAGAUAUACGUGAGGUGGAGGGUUAUCGUUUAUUUUUACUGAAAAAUCCAUGGAGUCAUAUGCGUUGGAAAGGUAAUUUCUCUGAGCGUGAUUCAAAACACUGGACCCCCAGUAUGCAAGCUAAGCUGAAUUUUGAUAGAUCAUCUGCACAGUUAAUUGAUAAUGGUGUAUUUUGGAUAGAUUAUGAUUCUUUAUGUCAUUUCUUUGAUGUAUUUUAUAUUAAUUGGGAUCCAGGACUAUUUCAAUAUACUACAUGUGUUAAUGAUUGUUGGCUUGCUGGAUCUGGACCAAAGAAAGAUUCUUACGCUAGUGCUGAAAAUCCACAGUAUAAUUUGGAAGUUACUGCCCAAACUGAAUCACCUAUAUGGGUGCUUUUAACAAGACAUAUUGUAGAUAAAGCAGAUUUUGCCGAAAACAAAGAAUUCAUUGCAGUGGUUGUUUAUAAAGAUGUCAAAUCUCGUAAAGUCUAUUAUCCUUAUGAUCCUGCACCAUUUUGUGAUUCUGUACGUAUUAAUAGUCCACAUUGUUUAGUUAAAAUGCUUCAAGAUCCUGGGACAUGUAAUUACAUUCUUUUGAUUUCACAAUAUGAGAAAUCAAUAACAAUUUAUUAUACAUUACGUGUAUAUUCAACAGCACCAUUUACCUUGUCAAAAAUCAAAGAUCCCUAUACUAUAUCAAAACAAGUAUACAGAUGGUCUCAAUAUAUGCACAUCGAUUUCUACGUCUUCACAUCCCCUUACAAUGGAUGAGUUCUUGUCUCUCAUUGAACAAUGGUCUCACACUUAAUCCUUCUACAUGUUAGAAUGUUAAUUUUAGUUUGAAACAUGAAUAACGCUCAAACAUCUCAAAAAGCUUGUAGUAAUAUUCUUUGACAAAAACGGUAUCAAAUGUCAUUUAUUUUGGUGUAAGUUUUUCUUUUGAUCUCUUAAUCUAUUCAUGCUUUAUUGAAUUUGAGGAAAAUCUUUUUUUUGAAUUACUAUACAAACAGACCACAUGUUUUUGGCAUUGCUCCGUAUUUACUUUUACGGUUUAAUUAUUAUAUUGUGUUGUUCUUUACUAUUCCCCAUUAUUCUUUCCUGGGCUUUCGAGAAAAGAUUUUGCCGUAUUGCGGAGAGUGCUGAAGGCAUUUACCAGGAUUUGUGAUGAACUUUUGGGCUUAUUAUGUAUAUGGUUGCGGAUAGACAUUUAAAAUCUUGCCAGAUACUAACCAUCCAUUUCAUUUACAUCUGCCUCCUCGUAUGUCUUCUUGUAGAACGAGACGCUAUUUCAUUCAAAUCCGUGCACGCAAGCAAAGAUAUAAAAAUUCUACAACACUUAUCUCGCAAAUGUACUACGUGACGGACAAGUUGUAAGGGCUGACCUAUUUUGCUUUAAAAAAGAUUCAUUGAAUUCCAGAUUGUUUCAUUUACUUAUUUCAUGUAUAAAUGUGUGCAGUUAAUCACAUUUUUUUUCUUGUUUCGUAAAAUAAGGUUGUCAAAACAUUGUGUGCUGAUAAUUCCAUAUUGUCCUUAACAUAUGAUAUUGAAUAAAGCCAUUCGCAACAGUAAUGAUAAUUAUUGUCUUACUAAGAUCAGUUCAUGAGUUAACCUUUGAAAGGAUAUGCAGUAGUCUGUAUCAUACACUUACUAACAUAAUUCCAUAUUAAUAAUAAUAAUAAUAAUACAAUGAAUAAAUAUUUCUCUGGAUUUCCGAUUGUUGCAUAUAUUUUUGCUUCUUUUUUUAAAAUUGUAUUGUAGAUUACUGGUGAGUGGAAAGGAUCAAAUGCUGGUGGCUGCAUAAAUGACAAAGAAAGUUAUAGAACUAAUCCACGAUUUGAAAUUAAUGUACCAAAUAAUAAUUGUGAUAAUCAGCUUUUGAUUGAAUUGCGUGGACCAAGAGAUUAUGCACUGGGCUUAGAAUUAAUUCGUAUAUCUGCUACAAAUGAUCAAGCACCCAAUCAGCAAAAUCGAUCAACUACUGGAGAUUACAGAAGAGGAUAUGUUGUUCUAGAACAAGCUGGUCUCUCUGGCGGUGUAUACAAUGUAAUUGUUUCCACUUAUCGACCUGGCCAAGAAGGACCAUUUAUUCUCUCGAUUAAAUCUAUAAGUAAUUUUACAAUAACCCCUAUAUGAUGAAGAUAAUGAAGAACAUUACCAUAUCUCAAAUAAGAACUUUCGUCUAAAUUUGAACGAAUAGUUUCACAAUAUUUGGGCGCCGAGUUAAUUUGAGACAUUAAAAAGAAUAUAUUUGUAAAAUCUCAGCGAAUGAAUUUUAAGUAAAUCCAACGUUUCGCCUGGCAAUCUGGUCCAAGCUUUUUCAAGGAAAAUAUAAUCAAACAACAAAAUUAUCCUUGGAUAAUUUUGUUGUUUGAUUAUAUUUUCCUUGAAAAAGCUUGGACCAGAUUGCCAGGCGAAACGUUGGAUUUACUUAAAAUUCAUUCGCUGAGAUUUUACAAAUAUAUUCUUCUUUUUAAUUACCAUAUCUCAUUGUCAUCAUUACUCUGUUUUCUCUGAAGUCUUACUUCCGGAAAUUCAGAAAGAGUAUUUUUGAUGCGCUUUUUGUUUUUUAUUUACAAAAAAGUACUAAAUGAAUAUUCAGUUUAUAAAAUAUUCAAUCUUCAACUUCUGUUUGGUCAAAAUGAAAUAGUUCAAA